AUAAUUAGGGUGGAACCAGACUCUCACAGGGUGAAACCUGGUUUCAGGGCAAGUGAAAGCAACUACAGCAAGACUAUAAGGGGCAAUGACAGAUUAACAGUGGACUAUCUUUGUCAUGAGUGCUCAAGCUAACAUGGAUACCAUCUUAGUCUUCAGCCUAAUCAUUGUAUCCUGUGAUUCCAACAAGAAAGACCUCAGAGAAAGCAGCUGCCAAGUGGAACAGUUCCCUGGGCUCUUCCCAAAGGAUGUGAAAAGCAUGAGGGAAUUCCUAAUGCAAGUUCCUUUAGAAACUCACACAGAAGCCAAAAGGGCCACAUUUAUCCAAAAUCAGACUAUGGCUACCCUGCAGUGCCUUGGCUCUGGGAGCAAAGUGAAAGUCAACCUUCUAUACUUGGAGGGGAGGCCAGAAGUCAAACCUGUUCUGAAGAACCUAAGAGUCAUUGCUGCUCCCCAUAGAAACAGCUCUGCUUCCCCAAGCUGUCACCUAAUCCCCACAUCCAAGUUCCAGACUGGAUCCAUUCUAACAGCUUUUUUGCCAGGGAUCUCCCAAUGUAAGUUCUAUCCCAUGAUGAGGACGUCAUCAGAGACUUUUCCCAUCACUACCACCUCCACAACUUCUGGGAAUAAAGAAGAAGAGAAAACUACAAGUACUGGUGAUUUUUCUAGCCCUUUGACACAAGUCACAGAUGAGGACCUAGCAAAAAGGCAGAAAUGGAGUAUUGUGGUCAAAUUUCUGAUUGCUGUCACCCUGUUGGUCACUGGAGUUGCCAUUAUGAUAUUUGUCAUUUUUGAAGUCCCAUGCCCUAGUCGAUGCCUAGGAGCCAGAAGACUGUGCCAAUGCCAGCAGCUGUGGAGAAGGCAAAAGAAGGGAGACCAGCACCCUGGGGCAGCUGAAUCCCAGGCAGAUUCUCAGCCUGAGAAGGGAGGUGUUGGACAAGACAUUCCUAACUCAUCAAAUGCGAAGAAAACUACAGGAAUUACUAUUAUCCACCAGACAUACUUUUGAAAAAUUCUGUUCUAAAUUAAUACACUGUUUCUUCUCCACUGUUUCCUCCCUAUUAUUAGUCAAUAUGGGCAGAUUCUUGCCAGUGUUACAUUUAUAUCUUCAUGGGGUGGUGGGGCAUUAUCAUCAGUACUGCCAGGUCAGGGAAGGAAGAGCCUGGACUGAGCAGUUACCCUCAGGACACUGCUACUGACGUUGCCACAAACCUCUGUGAUUCACUUUGGAUGUCCAUGAAAAUGGUUAUCUUUCCAUUCCAUCAAAUGAAAACAAAGGCCUUCCCUCUAAGUACUAUGAAUGGAUCUUAUUGCUCUCUUUGACAAAAGACUUAAACACAGCCUCCAAGAAACUGGGCAAGGCAGCUGGUAGUGUGGCACACAU
Messenger RNA from Ictidomys tridecemlineatus (thirteen-lined ground squirrel), 1381 nucleotides. The record is from RefSeq and is a predicted model, not a curated record. Lineage: Eukaryota; Metazoa; Chordata; Mammalia; Rodentia; Sciuridae.